This is a messenger RNA of Gambusia affinis (western mosquitofish), 2883 nucleotides long. It is a transcript of the gene dbt, whose product is annotated as dihydrolipoamide branched chain transacylase E2. The transcript has 11 exons. Bases 1026 to 2276 code for a protein of 416 amino acids. NCBI's taxonomy places the organism in Eukaryota, Metazoa, Chordata, Actinopteri, Cyprinodontiformes, Poeciliidae. Gene Ontology annotation, cellular component: cytoplasm; mitochondrion. Gene Ontology annotation, molecular function: acetyltransferase activity; lipoic acid binding. The record is from RefSeq and is a predicted model, not a curated record.
CGAGCCGGAACCACGCCGAAACGAACCCGAACCACACUGGAACCCAACCAAGCCGCUCCGCUUUGUAGCGCAUGCGCGGCUGACGCUAAAAGCUGCUAGUGACGCAGGCGUUUCGUCACUGCGGUGCUAACUGAGGCUAACUGGGUUGUGAUGGUCUAGGUCCGGGUCGGUUCCGUUCUGGAGCAACGGACAGCGGGUUCUGUCUGUCCCGAACCGAACCGGUCGGCCCCCUUAGCUGCUGGUUCCGGUAGAGUCCAGUGGUUGAUGGUGCAUUCAUGUUCUGUAACAGGUUCUGCUGCUGACGGCUCGGUCCAGUUGGAUCCCAUCCUGAAGAAAGCAGCUGUUGGUCAUAAUGUUCUGCCUGCUCUGGGACGUGGAGAGGGUUACGUUAGAACCCGAACCCAACUCCGGAUUUAUGUGGUUCCGAGCUUUCAGUCCAGUCAGUUUGUCCAGAACUUUUCCAGGUUCUGCUUGGAUUCUCCCACUUUCUUUAGAUUUCAGGAUAAAUCCCUGAUUUUCAAUCCGGUUCUGGGAAUCACUUCAUAGAACCAGAACCGGAAAAAGGUUGGGACUGGACCCGGAGCCGGUCCCGGACCGGACCGUUGGUAGGGCGGCUGAGUCCCGGAUCUUAAAACAGCAACGAGGGAAACCCUGAGAUGAAACUAUGACAACAGCAACGAACAGCAAUCUGAUCAUAACAAUCAGGAGGGAGUUGACCCAUUGCAGGCACGGCAGUGAAUGUUGCCAUGGUGUUGCCAUGGUGAUGCCAUGGUGAUGCCAGCUGCCCUCCCGGGCCGCCUCACAGGAAGCGGUGGAAUCAUCAGAUAGCGUUUCACUCAAAGCUGACCCAGCAGUACCGCCGGAGGAGUUUUGGACCCCAGAACCUGAGGCUGAACAGAACCGAGUCGGCGCCGUCCAGAUGGGCCGCGUCGCUGCAGAAGUCCUGCAGCAGGACGCUGCAGACCACUGUGGGGCGGUGCCGACCCGUGGUCCAGUUCAAGCUGUCCGACAUCGGAGAGGGCAUCAUGGAGGUUACGGUCAAGGAGUGGUACGUGAAGGAGGGGGACAGGGUGUCUCAGUUUGAUAGCAUCUGCGAGGUCCAGAGCGACAAAGCGUCCGUCACCAUCACCAGCCGCUACGACGGCGUCAUCAGGAGGCUGUACUAUGAAGCUGACGCCACCGCCCUGGUGGGCAAGCCGCUGGUGGACAUCGAGACGGAGUCUGCAUCAGAGCUGAGCCAGGAGGAUGUGGUGGAGACGCCCGCCAUGGCCCGUGAAGAGCACACCCACCAGGAGAUCAAAGGUCACAAGACCCAGGCCACGCCCGCCGUCCGCCGCCUCGCCAUGGAGAACAACAUCAAGCUCAGUGAAGUGGUGGGGACGGGGAAAGAUGGACGCAUCCUGAAGGAGGACAUCCUGAACUUCCUGGCCAAGCAGACCGGCGCCAUCUUGCCUCCAGCUCCGCUCUUCCAGGAGGUCCAGACGCCAGGCCCCGCCCCCAUCCCCGCACCCCCCCUCAGCGCCCCAGCUGGGGUCAGACCUCCACCUGUGACCCCAAGACCCGUCUUCACCGGGAAGGACGUGACGGAGCCGCUCAAAGGUUUCCACAAAGCCAUGGUGAAGACGAUGACAGCGGCGCUGAAGAUCCCUCACUUUGGUUACUGUGACGAGGUCGACCUGAGCCGACUGGUUCUGCUGCGGUCCGAACUGAAGCCGGUCGCCGAGAGACGCGGCGUCAAACUCAGCUACCUGCCCUUCUUCAUCAAGGCCGCCUCCCUCAGCCUGCUUCACUUCCCCAUCUUGAACUCCACGCUGGACGAAGGCUGCCAGAACAUCACCUUCAAGGCGUCCCAUAACAUCGGCGUUGCCAUGGACACCAGCCAAGGCCUGCUGGUCCCCAGCGUGAAGAGUGUCCAGCUGCUCAGCGUCUUCCAGGUGGCCCAGGAGUUGACCCGGCUGCAGGCGCUGGGCGCCGCCGGCCAGCUGGGGACGACCGAGCUGAGCGGGGGAACCUUCACUCUGUCCAACAUCGGAUCGAUCGGAGGGACGUACGCCAAGCCGGUCAUUCUUCCUCCAGAGGUCGCCAUUGGCGCGCUGGGGAAAAUCCAGGUUCUGCCACGGUUCGGCCCAGACGGUCAGGUGAAGGCGGCCCACAUCAUGAAGGUGAGCUGGUCAGCGGAUCACCGCCUCAUCGACGGCGCCACCAUGUGUCGCUUCUCCAACCUGUGGCGGGAGUACCUGGAGAACCCGGCCAGCAUGCUUCUGGACCUGAAAUAGACACUUUUACCCAUCAGCCCCGGGGAGGCGGGCCCCUCGAGCCCACGGCCCCCCCAUCCCACUCCUUCACUUCCUGUUUGUGUCUGAGGCCUUCCUGUCGCUCCGUAGCUUCCUUGUUGCCUUUGAGCAGGACCCCGGGGGGCGGUUACCAUGACGACCAAGCAGACACCGGGAGAUCCAGAACCAUCCGGCCGGCGAACCGGACCGGUUCCCCACAGCCACAGGUCCAAUUCACAUGACCUGACCAGCUGACCUUUCAGGCUCCACUCCCUCCUUCUGUUGCACUGGAAAAACUGGGGGCUGCGUAACCGUGGUUACGGUUGGCGUCCCAAGUCAGUCCUUCAUGUCCUGCGUGUCUUUGGUGCUUCCCCGGGUCAAAGGUCAGCUGCAAAGUCUGGCCCAGUGGCUCUGGGAUGUGGAGGGCCGCAGUAGGACCCGGUUUGCCUCAAUGGGUCGGGAGCCGGGCCGGUUCAGAACCAGAGCCUGUCCUAAUGAUGGGGGGGUCGUUGUCGCUGCCCUGCUGGCAGCUCCAGGGUCCUGCUCCGGUCACAGUCAUUAAAGCUUUUCUAUGUUUAGUGGGAAGAUCUCAAUAAAGCUGCUGAAAACA